AAACUACCUACGCGCCACUUCAAGUUUCUUCACCCCCAAGCCGCCGCUUGGCCUUCUCUACCUCGUGCUUCAGCAACGGCUCGCGUCGCUGACAGCUUCGGGGACAUCACGAUUCUCUUCAUUGCUUCACUUCCCGUUCAAUAUGUGGCGUUCCUUUGGAAUCCGGGCCUUAGAGGUCUGGCUUAUUAACCGGCUGCUGGCCAGCCCGAUUUUUCACAGGAUGGUUGGUAGGGUCCACCAACAAGUCCAGCGCCUCAAACACGGUAUCCCCCCGGAGGAGAUGGGGGGUACCAAGUUAGAACGACAAGGCCCUGAUGUAAAACGUUUUAUCAAGCUCUUCAAGGAGGAGGUUCAGUAUCUGUUCUGGAAGCCACCGGGGAAAUAAAAAUGUUGCUGAUGCUGCUUCUGUUCGGUUUGGCCUCAGGAUUGAUGCUUGACUAAACCCUCCGUGCUUUUUGAGAUACCCAGAAAUACGAUUUUCCAGUCCAUACCUUGCCUCCCGUCCAGAUAUUCCCACCACUAUCGCAAG
Messenger RNA from Penicilliopsis zonata CBS 506.65, 529 nucleotides. RefSeq lists its product as hypothetical. The record is from RefSeq and is a predicted model, not a curated record. NCBI's taxonomy places the organism in Eukaryota, Fungi, Ascomycota, Eurotiomycetes, Eurotiales, Aspergillaceae. The transcript is spliced from 4 exons. Bases 143 to 385 code for a protein of 80 amino acids.